AUGCUUCCUCAAAAGGAACCCAAAAAGCUCCCGCCGAGUUCGCCAUCCAUUCCCAUCCUAGGCCACCUCCAGCUCAUGAAACUCUUCCUCCACCAAGUACUCUACUCCCUCUCCCAAUCUUACGGCCCCAUCUUCUCUCUCCACUUCGCCUCCUGCCAAGUGGUCAUCGUCUCGUCGGCCAAAGUGGCCGAAGAAUGCUGCACUAACUACGACAUCGUCCUUGCCAACAGCCCCUCCACCGUCGCUGGUGGGAACUCUGGGUACGACGACAGGAUCCUUGUCUUCGCCUCCUACGGCGAACAAUGGCGCAAUAUCUGCCGCUUUUGCACCCUCGAGAUCUUUUCCUCAGCCCGUCUCAACUCCUUUCUGCCCAUUCGGAGGGAUGAAAUCAAGCGACUCCUGCUUAAUCGAAACAAAGAGCCUCAACCUCAUCAUCUGGCAACGACUUCACUAAGGAUGCUGACUGGGAAGAGGUAUUUUGGGGAAGAUGUGACCAAAGCCGAUGAGGCAACGGUGCUUCGCGAGGUCAUGUCCGAAAUUAUCGAGUAUGUUGUCAGUGCGUAUCCAGGGGACUACUUGAGUAUUUUGAGGUUGGUCUUAAGGAAUUAUGAGAAGAAAUGUCUAAGUUGA
Molecule: messenger RNA, 630 nt
Organism: Eucalyptus grandis
Lineage: Eukaryota; Viridiplantae; Streptophyta; Magnoliopsida; Myrtales; Myrtaceae
Product: cytochrome P450 81Q32-like
Exons: 2
Coding region: 1-630 (209 amino acids)
Molecular function (GO): iron ion binding; monooxygenase activity; oxidoreductase activity, acting on paired donors, with incorporation or reduction of molecular oxygen
Source: RefSeq, a predicted model, not a curated record